Molecule: messenger RNA, 2432 nt
Organism: Cryphonectria parasitica EP155
Lineage: Eukaryota; Fungi; Ascomycota; Sordariomycetes; Diaporthales; Cryphonectriaceae
Product: DUF1793-domain-containing protein
Exons: 5
Coding region: 26-2092 (688 amino acids)
Biological process (GO): carbohydrate metabolic process
Source: RefSeq, a predicted model, not a curated record
UGUGACCCUCUCACGGCUCGACGCCAUGCACCCAACACAAGUUGCUGCGACAGCAGCGGCCCUCUUUGGCGGCAUAUCACAAGCCAUCGACUUCAGUCCGGCCAGGCCCCCAGCAUGGCCCUUGGCAGUUAGAUCACCCUACCUCAGUACAUGGCUGGACGGGACCUCAGGAGGAUCUCUUGCAGGAAAUUGGCCUACAUUCUGGAACGGCCAAGUCACGGCACUGCAGGGCUUCGUUGCUGUUGAUGGUGAAGUCUUCAACUGGGCUGGUGCGGCAGCCGGACCUAGUCUGGCGAACCAGACAUCAGCAACUUACACGUCCACAAGCACUGUGUUCACUUUUGAUGUCCUCGGGAAAGUGACCUUGACAGCCACUUUUCUGUCACCCGUCUACCCUAACGACCUAGUGAAGCAGUCAUUGCAGUACUCGUACAUCGACGUUGCUGUUGUCUCUUCUGACGGCGACUCACACGAUGUCCAGAUAUAUGCGGACGUCACCGGAGAAUGGGCCAGUGGAUAUGAUAACACACUAGACAUUGUCUGGAGCCAUGGAUCUAUCAACGGGGUAUCCUAUCACACCUUCAACUUGACCGACCAGGAGGUCUUUGUAGAGAAUGACCAACAGGCCGGUUGGGGAACCUGGUUCUUCUCCACUGCUGACGAUGACGGGUUGACGUGGCAAAUUGCGGAGGACACAGUGGUCCGCCCUCAGUUUGAGAGCAACCAGACACUCCUCGACACCGAAGAUACCAACUACCGAGCGAUCGAUGAUGAUUGGCCUACCUUUGGAUUCGCCAAGGACCUGGGAUCUGUGUCGGACACAUCGGCCAGUGUCUUGUUCACCAUCGGUCUGUCACAGGAGGCGAUCAUCAACUUUGCCGAGACCUCAUCAACCGGCAACACGAUGACGGCGCUCUGGCUGACAGAAUACGACUCGGGCGAAGAGGCCAUGGCGGCUUUCUAUAACGAUUACUCGACAGCAGUGACGGACUCCGCCGCUGUGGAUAGCCAGGUAUCGACGGACUCCAGCGCCGCAGGGGGCUCGAACCUCACCACGAUCACAAGCUUGGCUGUCCGUCAGGUUUUCGGCGCCGUCGCUCCUGGCGUCGGCACGGAACAGACCUACCUCUUCAUGAAGGAGAUCAGCUCUGAUGGAGACACCAACACAGCAGAUGUCAUCUACCCGGCGAUGCCCAUUCUCCUCUACUUCAACGAGACUCUGCUCAAGCUUCUGUUGGACCCCCUCUAUGUCAACCAGGAGAGCGGCCUGUACCCAAACACCUAUGCCGAACAUGACCUCGGAGUCUGGCCCAACGCACUCGGCUACCCUGAAGGCAACGACGAGGAGAUGCCUCUCGAGGAAUGUGGCAACAUGUUGAUCAUGACGCUCGCAUACGCGCAGCGCUCCGGCGAUACCGACUACCUGUCCAAGCAUUUCCCCAAGUUGGAGCAGUGGGCUGGGUACCUGGUGAACGAGAGCUUGAUUCCGGCCAACCAGAUCAGCACUGAUGACUUUGCGGGUUCCCUGGCGAACCAGACCAACCUCGCAUUGAAGGGCAUCAUCGCGCUCAAGGCCAUGGGGCAGAUGGGAGAGCUGAUCGGCAACUCCUCUGCCAAGAGCUACUAUGGCGGUGUCGCGGACGACUACCUGCCCCAGUGGGUCGUCUAUGGUCUCAACAACGACUCGACCCUCCCCCACACCAUGCUCAACUACAACAAUCAAAGCUCCUGGGGCAACCUGUACAACCUCUACGCAGACAGUCUGCUGGGUCUUGACUUUGUGUACGACUAUAUCUACACAGACCAGAGCAACUACUACCCGACCGUCGUAGAUACGUACGGCCUCCCUCUGGACACGAGGCACGACUGGGUCAAGGGUGACUGGAUGAUGUUCUCAGCAGCGAUUGCCGAGUCGAGCACGCAGUCCCUGUUGAUUGACCUGCUGGCUUACUGGAUCGAGAACACGUCAGAGACGACAGCCUUUGGAGACCUGUGGGAUGGCGAGACGAGUGGGUAUGUCACGACCGCUGAGUUCAAGGCGCGGCCGGUUAUGGGUGGAUCCUUUGCGCUGCUCGUGCUGUCCUCUUCCUAAGGGUAUCCUGCUGAAAGACGAGCGAACACGAUUGAGCCCAGCUUUGGUCUCUCGUUUCAUGCACCCUUCUUCUUUUUCUCUUCCUCUUCUUCUUAUUUGUACAUAUCACACACAUGUGCAUACACACAAGUUAUGCAUCGACGCCAAUUUCCUUAGCAUUGGAAAGGAGUCUUGGGGGGCAGGGCCUGGGGAUUAAUGCCGUCAAUGGCUUGGAAAUAAUGUGGACAGGGUUAUUGGUAAUAUUCUAUGCAGGCACUGUCCUCAUGACUUGUAGCCGCAAUGAAUGCCCGGGGUCGACCGGCGCCCUCAAUGAUAUACUCAAGGAUCUCCAUCUUGUACC